AUGUCAGAAGCUACUGUUAGAUAUGUUCCAUUAAACCAAGGUGCUGGUUAUGGUGUUCUUGUAGGAUUAGGUUUAUUUUUUUCAGCAGGUAUGAUGUUACUUACUUGGAUGUUAAGAAGAUAUAAGAAAGAAGUUAUUACUGCUGAAACUUUCUCCACUGCAGCUAAAUCUUGUAAGAAGUUUUUAAUUGCCUCGGGGGUUGUUAGUAGUUGGACUUGGGCUGCCACUUUACUUACUUCAUCUUCAAAAACUUAUGUCAAUGGUGUCUUUGGUGCUUAUGGUUAUGCUGCAGGUGCCACUGUUCAAAUUAUUAUGUUCAGUUGUUUGGCUAUCAGAGCUAAACAAAUUUGUCCUAAUGCCCAUAGUUAUUUAGAAAUUGUCCACGCUCGUUAUGGUAAAGCUGCCCAUAUCACUUUCAUUACUUGGGGUUUGAUUGUUAAUAUCUUAGUCACUGCUAUGUUAUUAGCUGGUGGUUCUGCUGUUAUUAAAGAUUUAACUGGUGUUCACGUUAUUGCUGGUUGUCUUUUAUUACCAUUAGGUGUCAUCUUAUAUACCAUGUUUGGAGGUUUGAAAGCUACUUUGAUUACUGAUUAUGUUCAUGGUACAAUGGUUCUUAUCAUUGCUUUUGUCUUUGGUUUUGCUGCCUUUGCCACUAGUAGUGCUUUAGGAUCUCCAGGUAAAAUGUGGGAAUUAUUGAAUGAAGCUGCUAUUUCUGACCCAAGAGAAGGUAACGCCGAAGGUAGUUACUUAACCAUGAGUUCUAAGUCAGCUGGUAUUUUCUUCAUUGUCAAUAUCAUUUCAAAUUUCAAUCCUUUCAUUGAUAAUGCUUAUUUCUCCAAAGCUUUUGCUGCUUCUCCAACUGCUACCAUGCCAUCAUACGUUUUAGGUGGUCUUUCUUGGUUUGCUAUCCCAUUCUUUGUUGCUACCACCAUGGGUUUAACCGCUAGAGCUUUACAAAGUUCUGAUGUUUGGCCAACUUACCCUCAAAGUUUAACUGAUUAUGAAGUCAACUCUGGUUUGGUUUUACCAAACGCUGCUGUUGCUUUAUUAGGUAAAGGAGGAGCCGUUGCUUCAUUAUUAGUUGUUUUCACUGCUGUUACUUCAGCAAUGAGUUCUGAAUUAGUUUCAGUUUCCACUGUUGUUACUUUUGAUAUUUACAGAAGUUACAUUAAUCCAGAAGCUAGUGGUAAAAGAUUAAUCUUCAUCUCCCAUGCUACCGUUUUACUUUUCGGUUACGUAAUGGCCGCUUUUGCCAUUGGUUUAUACUACGCUGGGGUUUCAAUGGGUUACUUAUAUGAAUUAAUGGGUGUUUUGAUUGGAGGUGCUGUCAUUCCUCUUUGUUUAACUUUAUUCAACAAAAGUCAAAAUGCCUGGGCUGCUGCUUUGAGUCCUCCAAUUGCUACUGUUUUAGCCAUUAUCUCUUGGAUUGCUUGUUCAAAAGGUGUCUUUGGAGCUGUUGAUGUUAAUACCACUUUCGAAGAUUAUUCAAUGUUGACUGGUAAUUUAGUUGCCUUAAUGUCCCCUUGUUUCUUGAUUCCAAUCUUUACUUACGCUUUUAAACCUCAAAACUUUGAUUGGGAAAUCUUAAAGAACGUUAGAAGAGUUGAUGAAGAGGAAGAAUUAUUAGCAGCUGAAGGUGUCAAGAUUGAUGAAGAAAAUUCCGAUAAAUUGGUUCCUUUGACUUCUAGAGUAACUCAAAUUGCUUCAAACCUUGCUGACCUCCAUAAAAAUGAUUUAGCCGAACAAGAAACCAUUUUGAAGAAACAUUUCAAAGUUUCCCUUGCUUUGUGUAUCUUCUUGACAUUUGCCUUCCUUUUAUUAUGGCCAAUCCCAAUGUAUGGUUCUAAAUACGUUUUCAGUAAGAAAUUCUUUACUGGUUGGGUUGUUGUUGGAUUUAUCUGGUUAUUCUUCUGUGCCGCUGUUGUUGUCGUUGGUCCAUUGUAUGAAAGUAGGGAAUCACUUGUUCUUGUUCUGAAAUCCAUCUAUUGGGAUUUAACUGGCCAAAGUUACAAGUUCAAACAAUGGCAAGAUGAAAAUCCUGAAAAAUUGACUGCCGUCAAAUCACAAAUCUCCCAACAGUUGUCUCAAAGAGCUCAAAUUGUGGAAGCUAAGAACAUCGAUGAAUAUUUGGUCAAUGAAGAUCUGGAUAAAAAGUCCGGUUAA
Molecule: messenger RNA, 2163 nt
Organism: Yamadazyma jaroonii
Lineage: Eukaryota; Fungi; Ascomycota; Pichiomycetes; Serinales; Debaryomycetaceae
Source: the annotation of a GenBank genome assembly